Purpureocillium lilacinum is the source of this 207-nucleotide messenger RNA. The record is from RefSeq and is a predicted model, not a curated record. Lineage: Eukaryota; Fungi; Ascomycota; Sordariomycetes; Hypocreales; Ophiocordycipitaceae.
AUGGUGACACCCCUACGAAGCAGGCUUGAUGCAGACAUUAUUGGGAUGUGCCAAGUUCUGCGGUCGUGGUUACGGGCUGGGGUGAUUGACGAUCUGGAUGUACUAUUGCUCCCUGUUGCGAACUUGGGUGCAGAGGAUGAGGCAGACCACAUACCGUGGAUGACGAGGUUCGAAGAAACUGGGGCAGACGAUCGGGAGUGGGAAUAG